UUUGGUGGGCGGUGGCGGCGGCGGCCGCGGCAACUGCGGCGGUUGCCAGGAGCCCGCGUUGCCGCCUGAGAUCCGUAAUAUGGCGGGGAGGAGGAGAAGACGGCGGCGGACCGAAUUGCCCUCUGUCGCCACUGUUUGAGCCAUUUGCUUCCCGACGAGGCCCGGGGUGAGGGCAAAAAAGCUGACCCGGUCGUGGGGGACCAGGACUUUUAUCAAGUGCCUACUGUUGGCAGACACUGUUCUACGUAAUGGGGAUUCAGUGGUGAACAAGACUGAGAAGUUACCUGUGCUUAUGGAACUUACAUCUUGGUGGAGGAAGACAGACAAAAAAGAAGGAAAUAAACACGAUAAUUUCAGAUAGUGUGUGAUUGUGGGAAGAUGGAGGAGUAUGAGAAGUUCUGUGAGGAAAGUCUUGCCAGGAUCCAAGAUGCAUCAGUUUCCAGCGAGAGCUUUCUACCUGCCCAGUCUGAAAGCGUCUCACUUAUUCGCUUCCAUGGAGUGGCUGUACUUUCUCCACUGCUUAAUAUUGAGAGAAGAAAGGAAAUGCAACAAGAAAAGCAGAAAGCACUUGAUGUAGAAGCAAGAAGGCAGGUUAAUAGGAAGAAAGCUUUACUGACUCGUGUCCAGGAGAUUCUUGAAAAUGUUCAGGUUAGAAAGGCACCUAAUGCCAGUGAUUUUGACCAGUGGGAGACUGAAGCAGUUUACUCUAAUUCAGAAGUCAGAACCUUGAAUGUUCCUGCUACAUUUUCAAAAAUUUUGCCAAGCCCUACUGAAUACUCGACUUCAACAAAGCUUGAAAACAUAGGAAUUUUGCCUUUGGAAAAUGAGGACCAAUUUAAAUCUAAUGGGGUGAACUUAGCUAGAGACGCAGAAGAAUUUAGUUCUCUGAAACAAUGUGAUAGUUCAAAUAUUAGCCAUGCAGAAAAUGACGCUUCUCUAAAGACCUCUUUGGUCACCCCACAAGAGACUCUUACUUCUGAUGGUUUCUUCACAACAAAUGAAGAGCAGGCUCCAUCACUUUUGGAAGGAGUCACCCCGGAUCCCUACACCAUGAGUCUUCAGAACCUGAUGAAAAAGUCAAAGGAAUAUAUAGAAAGAGAACAGUCUAGACGCAGUCUGAGAAAUUGUGCAAAAAGGAGUGUUAAUGAAAGUCAUUCAGACAAAGAAAAUGAUGCUGUUAAGGUGACUGACUAUGUGAAGGAGAAGGCCCAGUUGAUAGGCAAACACUGUGGCUCAGUUAUUCCUGACAAACCAUGCCUUAAUAACUCGAUUAUUCCCCAAGGUGCUUCCAUUCAAGCAAGCAUUGUGAAUCCAUCAGUUUUAGCUAGCUUAUCUAAAGUGGACUUACCCAUACCAACUGGCCAUCCCACCGUUUUAGAUUCUGAUUCUGACUUUAAAGCCAUUCCCACUUUUGUUUCUGACAAUAAUGUUAUCAAAAGUCUUACUGGUUCAUAUGCCAAAUUACCUAGUCCGGAGCCAAGCGUGAGUCCUAAAAUGCAUCGAAGACGUUCUAGGCCAUCAUCAGCUUGUCAUAUACUUAUAAAUAACCCAAUAAAUGCCUGUGAAUUAAGCCCUAAAGGAAAAGAACAGGCAGUGGACUUACCCGUUCAAGAUACUGAUGAAAAAACAAAUAUACUUGAAACUGUGCCAAAGUUACCAAUUGAUUUAGCAGGCGUUUGUUCAAGCAAGGUUUAUGACAGCAGAAAUACAUCUGAAGCCAUAGAGGAAAUGGUCCUAGGUAAAUCAAACAGGAUAUGUCAGUCUUCAGGAAAUCAGUUAGAAAAUAAAGUUAUUCAUGGAGUUGCUACUGUGGAAGGUCAUUUAACUUCUGAUGGGAGAGGAUCACACAAAAUGGACAGUGCUUUUACUGCAGUACCAAGAUUGCAUGAACCAUAUGUCAGCAGUCAGUGUAUAGCAGACCAAAACUUUGGAACUGUGAGUGCACUCAAGUCAGCCAGUGUGUUAGAGAACAACUCCUGCAAUUUACAAAUGGAGCUGAAUAAGUCUUAUGAUGUAAAAAACCCAUCUCCUUUACUGAUGCAAAACCAGAAUAUCAGACAGCAGAUGGACACACCUACAGUGUGCUGUGGGAGUGAGCAGUUUUUGGAAAAUAGUUUCGAGAAAGUUAAACGGAGACUUGACUUAGAUAGUGAUAGUUUGCAAAAAGAAAGCUGCUCUUAUGUCAUAACAACUGGAAUAACUGAACAGGAAAGGCAGCACUUGCCGGAAAAAAGAUGCCCUAAGGGAUCUGUCUUCAUUAACAAGAAUAAAAUUGUAGAAAAUAGUUCCAAAGAAGGCGAGGAGAUACUAAAAAGCAAGCUGUUAGCUUUUGAAGAACUGCGGAAGAGACUAGAAGAACAGCAUGCCCAGCAGUUAUCACUACUCAUAGCUGAGCAGGAAAGGGAACAGGGAAGAUUGCAAAAGGAAAUAGAAGAACAGGAGAAAAUGUUAAAAGAGAAGAAGGCGAUUACAGCAGAAGCCUCUGAGUUGGAUGUUAACAAUGUGGUGGAGUCAGAAUGGAGAAAAAUAAGUGACUCUGAUUUGCUAGAAACAAUGCUGUCUCAAGUGGACUCACUCCAUACUUCAAAUAAUUCUGGUUUCACAAAUUCUGUGCUACAGUAUAGCUUUGGAUCUGCCAAUGAAACACCAUUCUACCUCUGGGGAUCAUCAACUAGUGGCUUGACCAAAAUUUCUGUAACAAGGCCUUUUGGAAGGGCCAAAACUAAUUGGGCUCAGGUUUUCAGUCCAGAAGUACAAGCAAAAUUUAGCAAAAUAACUGCAGUGGCAAAAGGAUUUCUAAUUCGUCGACUUAUGCAGACAGAGAAGCUGAAACAACUUCGACAAACUGUAAAAGAUACUAUGGAGUUUAUAAGAAAUUUUCACUCAGAAGCACCAUUAAAGCGAGGAUUUGUUUCAGCACAAGAUGCUUCUCUUCAGGAAAGAGUGUUAGCUCAGUUGCGAGCUGCCCUGUAUGGUAUUCAUGACAUUUUCUUUGUAAUGGAUGCAGCUGAAAGAAUGUCUAUUCUACAUCAUGAUAGAGAAGUUCGCAAAGAAAAAAUGCUGAGGCAAAUGGAUAAAAUGAAAAGCCCACGAGUGGCUCUUUCAGCUGCAACACAGAAGUCUCUUGAUAGGAAGAAAUACAUGAAAGCUGCUGAAAUGGGCAUGCCAAAUAAGAAAAUUCUCGUUAAACAAAAUCCUUCUGAAACAAGAGUCCUUCAGCCAAACCAAGGACAGAAUGCACCUAUUCACAGGCUGCUUAGUAGACAAGGAACCCCUAAGACAUCAGUGAAGGGGGUUAUGCAAAAUAGACAGAAGCCUUCACAGAGCAGAGUGCCUAGCAGAGCGCCUGUUUCAGGAGCAUAUGCAGGAAAAACCCAAAGAAAGCGGCCAAAUGUUGCGACAAUUUAAGAAGACAGCAUUCACUAGGAUAAACAAGGAGGGUGGGGUUUAUUAUCCAUAUUGUCUUCCCUGCCCAAGACUUUUUAUUUAACCCUGGACUCAGAUUAUACAGGCCAAGUGAUGUCAGGGCUGUGCAAUAAUCUGGAUAAUUUAAUCAGUCGGGCUAAUUCCUGUCCCAGCCUCCAUUUUCCUCUUAGUAUUUGGUCUGGGUGAAGGCAAAAUAAUGUUUAAUAAUUGCCUCAUUCCUGUGCUUAACCUGUGCAAACAUAGUUUGUUUUACUUGUGCAGAUGUCUGCAGAGACCCUUUUUGCAAAUUUAAAGGACAUUUGGUUUAUUUUUACAAAGGACCGAAAAGGUGUGACAGAUUACAAAUAGGUUCUGACACAUCAAUUUCAUUCUUCUGCAUUCUGAUUGCUGACUUUGAUAAACAGAUUAUAUAUUCUUCUAUUCAAGGGAAAUUAUUGCAGAAGACUGUUUUCCCCUGGUUUUAUAAAUUUAAAAACUCUGAUUAAUCUCUCAAUCUGCAUAUUCUUUAACCCACAGUAUAAUUACAUAGGAUAAAAACACUUGCCUGCUGAUUAUGGCCUACCUAAAAUUAACCACAGAAGGAGCUGUGGGUCACUGUUUUGGUUAGAAGUACACUUUCCUGUUAAUGACUAGUUGUCUUAGAGAAAUGUUUGAUUUCCCAUAUGUCACCCCAGUACUAUUAGAAGCAUUUCCACUGGAUUAUAAAAGCCUUCCUUCUGAGGAGGGUAACAGAUUUUGAGAAGAUAGCACAAUCUUCUUGAAUGUAGCAUUUAGGAAUGCAUCGUUACAUCCAUUUUUUUGUAAAAUAGGAAUGACACGUUGCAUGCAGUUGUACUUUCUAUUUAGUCCAUUUAUUUGUUUAUUCAUAAUCUGCUUUUUCUAGCAUGCUUGAUUUAGGAGAGAAUAAAGGGCUAUAUAAUAUAAUAAAUUUAGAUUUUCAAGUGGAUAGUAAUACUGGUGAGUUAAAAAUCGCAUUUCUUAGAGGCGGUGAUGUUUAACUUUUUUCUUCACUAGAGUGUUCAUUAAAAGUAUCAACCAACAAAUAUUACCAACGGAACAUGAUUUUAUGAAAGAGAAUGACACGGUUAAUUUAUCACACCAUUUCCAAAAAGGGCUUUGUGCUUCUCACAUAAAAUUGGGGCUGUAUGCAUUUAAUCUUUCUAACUUGAAUUUUAAAGGGAUAAUGGUAUUUUGAAAAUGCAGACUAUAUAUAAUGUUAAUUUCACUUUUAAGAAUAUGGGUAAAAAGACUGUUUUCCAAAUUUUGGAUCCAUUUAAAAUGUAACUUUUGCACCCAGCUGUAGACAGAAAAUAAUAAUCUGUUCUGGGUAUAAACUUGAUUUUCUUUAUGGAGAUGUAUCUAUCAUUUAUCAAAUGGGUGGACCAGAAAUGAGACAGUCAAAAGAGUCUGAAUUACCAAUUCUUCAUUUAUAGGCAAAGUAUAUAAAAUUAUUAUCUUCUUAAUAUGAUAAACUGUGCUUUAUCAUUCUGAAAACUCAGGAUACAGCUUGCUCAUAUCAUUAUGGGUCUCUCCAGUAAGAAGAAUAGAUGAUGAAAGUUUUGUGUAUGUUAAUGCAAAUUAGCUGAAACGAUAGUAUGUUUUGGAGAUAGUUAAAACUAGUUUUAGAUUAAGGAUGAAAACUUGAGUGUUUUUAAUUUCAAGGUAAAAGCUUGUGUGUUUUACACAGCAUUUUUAAUGUUCACAGCCUUUUCUCAUAAAAGUGCCAGAUGUUUUGUGCUUUUGAUGGAUUUUAAUUUAUAUACAUUAUUUUUAUUCUUAUUUUUACUUUGGAAUGUCCAUUAAUGUAAAUUGUAUUUAUUUUUAUACUUUAAUUUUCACUAGUUUUGCUUCUAGGCA
Messenger RNA from Choloepus didactylus (southern two-toed sloth), 5283 nucleotides. RefSeq names its product centriolar coiled-coil protein 110 (gene CCP110). NCBI's taxonomy places the organism in Eukaryota, Metazoa, Chordata, Mammalia, Pilosa, Megalonychidae. The transcript has 16 exons. The record is from RefSeq and is a predicted model, not a curated record. Bases 379 to 3408 code for a protein of 1009 amino acids. Gene Ontology annotation, cellular component: centriole. Gene Ontology annotation, biological process: centriole replication; centrosome duplication; regulation of cytokinesis.